AUGAGGACCACACGAAUUUCCGCUGCUACACGCGCUCUGAGAAGCACCUCCCUUCCUGCACGGCACGCAAACAGGACCUUUGCAACGAGUAGCAGGUUACAGGACACUUAUGGCUUCAUCGGACUGGGGCGGAUGGGUAAGAUACUCCGCUCGCACUAGGCCCACGCUCCCCACUGACACUGCAAUGGUGCAGGCUAUCCCAUGGCCAAGAACCUCCGAACCAAAAUCCCAGCCUCAGACACCAUAUUCGUCCACGACGUGAACCCGACAGUAUGCGAGCAAUUCGCUUCCGAAUUCAAGGGCGUCACUGCCGCCAAGACUGUGAGGGAGGUCGCCGAGAACUCAGUGAGUGCUUUCCCAUCCAUGGAGACUGCGUGGUCUGGUGCAUGCUUGCAGAUGAUGAACGUGACAAUUUUCCCAAAAAUACUCUAUGAUCUAAGUUGACUCUCCUACGCGGAGCUGUUGCGUCUGAUUACCCAAAUCACAAAAGCCAAUCCUCUGAAAUCGCAGCACACCCGUCACCAGUCCUCCGGACGAUCCAAAAUAUACGACAUGAAUGUCAAGCUAAUGCUCUCUGCUCUUGCUCACAGGAAACAAUCAUCACCGUCCUUCCCGAACCGCAUCACGUCCAGAAUGUCUUCCUCGAAAUGCUCCACCCACCGACCCUCCUCACCGAAGGCCCCGUGAAGAAGGAGCGCCUCUUCAUCGACUGCUCCACAAUCGACCCCAAAUCCUCCGGUGAUGUCGCAGAAGCCACCCGCUGUUCCGGCCAAGGCCAGUUCGUCGAUGCGCCCAUGUCCGGCGGUGUGGUAGGAGCCUCUGCCGGCGCCCUCACAUUCAUGAUGGGCGCUGCCCCAGAGUUGGUAGACAGGACGAAAGCAGUACUCGAUAUGAUGGGGAAGAGAGUCGUACACUUGGGUCCACAGACAGCAGGGCUGAAGGGCAAAUUGGCCAAUAACUACCUCCUUGCUCUGACAAACAUUGCUACCGCUGAAGCGAUGAACAUGGGUGUGAAAUGGGGUCUCGAUGCCAAAGCUCUUGCGGAUAUGAUCAACACUGCUACUGGACGCUGUUGGCCGAGUGAAGUCAACAACCCCGUUCCUGGAGUCAUUGAGAAUUCUCCGGCAUCCAAGGGCUACGAGGGCGGAUUCGGAACUGCGCUCAUGUUGAAAGAUCUGAAAUUGGCAAUGCAGGCUGCUACAGAAGCGGGCAUCUUGCCCGAAUUAGGGAUGCAUGCCAAGGAUAUCUAUAGCGCGAUAGAAGGGCACGAAGAACUGAAGGGCAAGGACUUUAGUGUGGUUUAUCGGUAUAUUGGAGGCAAGAAUACGGAUAAGCUGGAGGGGUUGAAAGCAUGA
Messenger RNA from Lecanosticta acicola, 1355 nucleotides. The record is from the annotation of a GenBank genome assembly. NCBI's taxonomy places the organism in Eukaryota, Fungi, Ascomycota, Dothideomycetes, Mycosphaerellales, Mycosphaerellaceae.